AUGAAUUUGAGAUCAAAUGUAUCUCAUUAUAAGAAAUGGAAAGGGAGCUCAACCUUAGUUAAACAACUUGAGAAUUCUGCUACCAACUUUGCUGAAUCCAUUCAUCAUGGUGGUUUACCUGGAGCAAAUGGCUCAGUUGCACCAUCAUUACUAGAGAGUGGGAAAGCACUUACUGCAAAGGGAAUACAGGUUCUUGAAUUUGUUGGCAAAGAGACUAUGGAUCUUCUGAUUGCAGAAACUGGUAUGGAAGUUGGGAAAAAUUUUAAAGCUGGAGGGAAAACAGAAGAAGAUCAGUUAUUUGAGGAAGUUACUUUUGAUCGAUGCUUCUAUAUUUAUGGAGGUCCAGAGCAAUUGGAGGAGUUGGAGGCAUUGUCCAACCAUUAUGCGCUAUUGUUUAAUCGAAGAAAAGCUAAGCUGUCAUCUGAACAGAAGUCUGUUUAUGAUGGAAAGCUUAAACUGGUCCAGCAGAUUUUUGACUUGAGUUCUGAAAUUGAUGGAAGUGAUGUUGAGUCUGAAAAAGGAAAGAAGAUAGAUGCUGGAAUUGAGAGCAGUACAGAUGAGAUAAAGAUCCUCCAUGAUUCUAGUGUCAGCAAGGCUGCUGAAUUAGCAGCUGGUUUUGCAAAUGCUUUAGCUGGGCUACCUCCAAAUGAUAUAGUUCAGAGGACUGCUGGAAGACUGGAUUCUCUUCAUUCGGAAGGCGUUCAUAGACUAUCAGAAAUGUGCUGCUUUGCUGUAACCCAACUUCAGAUGCUUGGGAAGGCAAUUAUUUCUAAUGCAAACAAAGUAGAAGACACAGAUAUUGAUGAGGAAAUGGUGAGAAUCAACUGGCCUGAGGAUUUUGUUGAUAAAGCUAAAAUCAUACGGUUUAAGGCACAAUCUAUGACUGGAAAUGUGGAAGCUAUUUCAGACUGCUUUAUUACAGGCAUGUCAGAUGUGGCUGAGGUCUAUCUGGCGGCGAUAAAAGGAGCUGGUUCUGAUUCACCUGAACAGCCUGAACUUCACCCAAAGAAUUUAAUUCAGGAAAAGGCUAAUUUGUUUUCUGAGAACCUUCGCGCUAAUUAUAGCACAGCCUUGGGUAAAGUUCAGGAUGGGCUCCAGUACUUAUCCUAUCUCGUUCUCUCGACUUCAAUUCCUACCGCAUAAAGUACUCUUGGGGACACUCUUGGGAAAUAUGUUCUCUCCGUUGUCCUUGAAAAUUACUGUAAAUAGUUUCACAGGAUUUGGUUCAGCAAUUGUUAGAUUUGGUCCUCCCUCUGAAAGUUUAUGAUUUCUGAAUCAGAUGAUGUAUGUUUUACAUGUAAUUUUUUUUCUCUUCUCCAUGGAAGUCUAUGUUUCCGGCUUCCCGCUAUUUUUCUGAGGGAAGAAAUAGAUGUUGCAUGGAUUGAUGAAAUGAAGCCAUCACCUUUAGACAAUUGCUUUGUCUAAAUCAUUGCAUCAUCGGUGACC
Molecule: messenger RNA, 1446 nt
Organism: Coffea arabica (coffee)
Lineage: Eukaryota; Viridiplantae; Streptophyta; Magnoliopsida; Gentianales; Rubiaceae
Source: RefSeq, a predicted model, not a curated record